GAGUUCUGUGGAUCACUGUGGAUGCAAAGAUUUGACCCAGUAUUUUGAUAAAAAAGAUACUCUGGAUAUAUCUAUUGUCACCCUACUUUGGUCCAUUGAUUAAGAGACACAGACCUCAGACAGCAUUGUACGCAGGAGUGAAUGAAAUCUUUUACAUAUAGAAGCUUAAGUACUACUUUAUUCGAUCCUCGCCAAUUGAUGAAAGUUUUCUGUAACACAAAGUUUCGUUUCACGUCAAGUUUAGAAUCUGCACAUUUCAAAAUAUUCUGAACUCUUGGAUUGUUUUUUGGUGGACAAUCUAUACUACUGCUCUGUCAUUUAGGAGUCGCCAUAAUCUAUCAUUUUGGAAUCGUCAGAAGUACAAACUCCAACUCUUUUGCUCUUAUAUUCUUAUUAUGUUCAUUUUCCUUCAGGAAACGACCUGAACAGCUAGGGCAUGUAGAGAGUAUGAAUGGACUAUCUCAAGGAUGAAUUCUCUAUUGUUGGAAAUAUCAGUUUUUCUCUGCACCUUUGUGGCUUGUCAAGGGGUGGACAAGGCAUCUCUGCCCAACAUAGUCAUUCUCUUUGCUGAUGACCUUGGAUAUGGAGACCUAGAAGUCUACGGUCAUCCGACAUCGUCAACUCCAAACCUCAACAAACUAGCAGAAGGAGGGCUUGUCUUUACCCAAUUCUAUGCAGGUGCUCCUGUCUGUAGCCCUUCCAGGGCAGCUUUGUUGACCGGUCGUUAUGCAGUACGUUCAGGAAUCUACCCUGGAGUUCUAUACCCAGUCAGUACUGGUGGCCUACCCCAUGACGAAACAACCAUCGCUGAGAUUGUCAAAACCAAAGGCUACAGCACAUCCAUCAUCGGAAAGUGGCAUCUCGGUGUUGGGGAGGAUGGAACUUAUCUACCAACCAACCAAGGUUUCGAUGAGUAUCUUGGAGUGCCUUACUCACAUGACAUGUGCCCUUGCUACAACUGCUUCUACCCAAAUGAUCCAUGUUGGAACACCUGUAACUUAAACUUUACCUACUGUCCUUUGUUCCUAAACUCUGACAUUCUUGAGCAACCGGUCGAUCUGACAACUUUGGAUGCAAAGUAUGUCCAACAAGCUAAAACGGUCAUCAAGAGAAACACCCGAGCAGGCACUCCAUUUUUCCUGUACUAUGCUUUCCACCAUACUCACACUCCACAGUUUGCAAGUAAGACGUUCCGCAAUGCAACAGCCAGAGGAACUUAUGGAGACUCACUUGCAGAGCUGGAUUGGUGUGUUGGUCAAGUGAUGGAACAACUCAAGUUGAGUGGAGUCCUUGAUAACACUCUUGUCCUCUUUACAUCUGAUAAUGGACCCAGCUUGCAAAAUGAGAACAGAGGCGGGGAUGCUGGACUCCUCAAGUGUGGGAAGGGCACCACGUACGAGGGUGGACAGAGGGUACCAGCUAUCGCUUACUGGCCCCAGCACAUCGCUCCAGGUCGCACUACUGCACUGGCUAGCAAUUUGGACUUUCUACCUACCAUUGGCAAUCUUGUUGGUGCAAAUCUGCCUAAUUCAGUAACUCUAGAUGGAGUAGACAUGGCACCUAUUCUCUUUGAAGGAAAAAAGGGUACAAGGGAUACAUUCUUCUACUACUACUUUUACCCCUAUCGUAAGUUUGGAAUCUAUGCCGUCCGAUACAAUCAAUACAAGGCACACUACUACACCCAGGGUGCGCCCCAGUCGAAUAAUAACAACCAUGACAAGGAUUGUCGGCCUUCACGGUACCCUACCAAACAUAGUCCCCCACUGCUCUACGACCUUAACGUUGACCCUGGUGAGAAAUACAGCCUUCCCCCAAGCGAGUAUCGUGACAUUCUGGUCAAGAUUAAGGAGAUCAAAAAACAGUUUGAGGGUACAAUGAUCUGGGGCGAUUCCCAGGUGAAUAAGACGCCAAGUCAAGAUGUGGAACCAUGUUGUAAGAGGGACUGUAUUCCAUUCCCAGAAUGUUGCCAAUGUCAUCGGCGAUCUUGGUCAUCAUCGUUCUUAUCAACCCAUGGCAAUAGAGAUGAGGCCAAAUUAAGAUGGACCAUGGAUUGAUUUCACACUUUCUGUGACUGAUAAUCUGGCUUGGGUGUCCCAACUGAAUAUUUUAUCUAAUCUACUCACCUGUCAUAAGGACCAAGGUGUAGAAUCCCAUUCAGAGUAUCAAAGCUUUAGGAACCCCAUGUUCAGAGAUCUGAUUCUCUUAAGCACAUCACAUGCUUAUUGACUACCCAACCCAGACUGUGUUUCCAUCCAGGGGGGGGGGGGGGGGGGAGGGGGUACUGAGAUUUGGAUUGGACGGGAGUGUGCGGCUGAAGGUUUGAAACCCAUACCCAUAUUUACAGGUCAUUUUGGCUAAAAAGGUACCCAUUAAAAUUUGACAAGCAAAAAAAAAAGAAAAAAGUUAUCAUCCAAAAUUAGAGGAGAAUAUGGACCCAUGUUCCAGGCAAUUAUCUAAAAAUUGGGGCCAUGGACCCAUGUUUAAGGCCAGUAUCUAAAAAUUUAGGCCAUGUUUUCCAGCAUAAAACCAUACCCCAUGUUUAGGGAUUUCUUCCAAAAAAGCGACCCAUUUCAGCGGCACAUCCCCGUAUGCCUUAAUUCGUGAGUACCCCCCCUCCCAGGGUUUCUAUAGGCACAAACUGAUAUUGACAGUAGGCACAGCACAAGUCAAUAUUUAUAAGAAUGUGCAAACUUUCUUCCUAAAAACUCAAUAUAGCUAGUUUAUGCAAAUGGGUAGUCUACGUUGAUAUGAAGAUGAUUUUUAGUAUAAAAGCAGAAAAAUGUGAAAAGUAUAUUUUUGAAGUUUUGAUAAAAAUCAUUCAAGAAUUCAGAUUUAUGAAUAUUGCAAGGUCUAGUUUUGUGAUGUCACAUGCAAACACUUGCCCCAUACAUAAUGUAAUGAUAUUCAUUCAAUGAAUUUUAUUUUUUUAUAGAUCAUGAUGAAAAAAAAAAUUCCAUAAGAGGAUGAUGGAAAUGGAAUUAUGCAUCUUUGAAUUAACUUCAACUCUUAUGAAAUACUAACCAUUUUUAAUUUAAAGGGAAAUUUUUAAAUCAAUAUUUUGUCUUUAUUUUUUUAUAAUGUAGGAGGGAAAAUCUGGGUGUCAUCAAAUGUUAACUUAUUUCUUCUUAUUUAUAUGAUCUGCAUCAUUCACUGCUUAAGAGUCUUUCAUAUUUGGCAAUGCUGUGAUCAUUCCAUGUGUCAAUUUUAAUCUAAGAACUUGACCUACAGUUGGGUCUGCAUGAAUCAGUGCAAUUAUUUAAACCUGAAUGAUUGAUGCUUCAUGUAGAUUUCUUGUAAAUUUUGCAGGACUUCAUGUAACAUGAAGAUUUGCCAUGGGUUUCAAAUAUAGAAAAAUAUGGAAGUAUAUUCCUGACAGACAUGCGUUAUGCAAGGAGGGGGGGCACAUUUUCCUGAGGAAAAUUUGACAAGCAAAAGAGAAAAGCUUCCACCAAACACCAAAAUUUGAAGGUCAUUUCGUCUACGUAAAAUUUGACAAGCAAAAAAAAAAUAUUAAAAAAAAAUACCAUAACAUUGAAAAUUAUGCUUUUUUGAUUGACUCUUCCAAUGAUAAGUUGACAUUCCAGCAAGAGUUGCUAUCAUAGCAACUUUUUAUCAGAUGGGGCCCUGGUCAGCAUUUUGAACAAAUAACUCAUGCAUCAAGGAUGUUGAUUGGCCUCUGCCAUUCAGCGAUUGAUUGCAAACCUUGUGUUAUUGAGCCCUGUUCUUAGUUCCAAAUCACAUUCUCAAUCAUAUUUGAAUUCCAUUAGCUAAAGGUGAAUAACAGUGUUUGUUUAAAAGAACCUGGUGGGUGUUUGGUAAAGCUGUUCCCAAGUAACGAGUGACUUUACUCGCGACUGGUGCCCUUUCUUGGUUAAACGUUAUAUCCCUAUGUAGCUGACUUUGCACCUAAUAAUAUGUUCCAUUCGUUCAUUAAGUCGUGUGUAACCUUAAGAACAGCUUUUUAUGAAACACCCACUCGAACGCAAAUUUCAUCAUUUGUAAAAAUUUGAAUAUGGUUAUAGAAAAUUCCCCCCAUGUUCAGGAAGAAGUUAAGGACAUCUUAUUUUGCCGAAGAAAAGGUGACCAGUCAUGCGUAAAGUUAAGUGCAUAACUUAGGAACAGCUUCAUGCAGUGCCCUUUUUAAAUCCUAAGUAAAAUUCUAUGGAAAAUCAAACAGUAAUACUUUUUAUGUAUAAUAACCUCAAAGAUAUUCAUACUUUGUUUAUGGGUGUAUACAGUACUAAUAUAUCAUUGAUGUAAUGUGUAAUAUAGGCCUAUGUAUUGCUUUUAUUGGAACAGUUGAGAACUGGAGAUGUACAAUAUAUCUGAUGUAAUAAAUAAAACAGAUAUUUCAAA
This is a messenger RNA of Lytechinus pictus (painted urchin), 4356 nucleotides long. Its product is annotated as arylsulfatase A-like. Bases 468 to 2054 code for a protein of 528 amino acids. Lineage: Eukaryota; Metazoa; Echinodermata; Echinoidea; Temnopleuroida; Toxopneustidae. The transcript has 4 exons. The record is from RefSeq and is a predicted model, not a curated record. Gene Ontology annotation, molecular function: arylsulfatase activity.